AUAAAUUUAUAUGUUGAAAAUGCAAUUCAUUCAUAUUUACAAAAUUGUUAAGAAUUGAAAUAUUUUAUACUCAGGGAAAUCUUUUGGACGAAGCUUCAGGUAAGAAGAAAGAAGAGGAAUUGAUAAUUGCCACCGUAAAAUUAGAUAAAGAAAUAUCUACAAGUUGGAAUAGAAAGAGUAAACCUUCAAAGUUUCAACAGUUUCAACUUCUGACAGCAAAAAAUAUUAUGAGACCUCAGAUCAAGUUUGCGAGAAAAGUCGACAAUUCGAACACUUGUUUCGUUCCCAUUAUAAAAGAAAAACCCAAUUCGAUAAAGCCACUUUCCAUCUUAUAUGAAAAAGUUGGGGAAGAAGAAUCAUAUAGUCAUCCAUAUGAAGUAGAAAUUGAACACUUUCAACCGUCAGAAGAUCGAUUGACACUUGUCAAACCCCAGCUUCCACUUUCAUUAGAAGAAACUCCUUUUGAAUAUGUUGAUACAGUUAAAAAAUUUGAAGAUUUAUGUAAAGAAUUAAAUGCAGAAAAAGAAUUUGCUGUGGAUUUAGAACAUCAUUCUUAUCGAACAUUCCAAGGAAUCACUUGUCUAAUGCAGAUAUCCACAAGGAAAAAGGAUUAUGUAGUUGAUACUAUAGAAUUAAGAGAUCAUUUACAUGCACUGAAUGAAUCGUUUACUAAUCCAAAAAUUUGUAAGGUAAGCAAAUGAACUGAUAAUUUUAAC
Molecule: messenger RNA, 716 nt
Organism: Centruroides sculpturatus (bark scorpion)
Lineage: Eukaryota; Metazoa; Arthropoda; Arachnida; Scorpiones; Buthidae
Product: exosome complex exonuclease RRP6-like
Exons: 5
Coding region: 228-701 (157 amino acids)
Biological process (GO): nuclear polyadenylation-dependent rRNA catabolic process; TRAMP-dependent tRNA surveillance pathway; poly(A)-dependent snoRNA 3'-end processing
Cellular component (GO): nuclear exosome (RNase complex); nucleolus
Molecular function (GO): nucleic acid binding; 3'-5'-RNA exonuclease activity
Source: RefSeq, a predicted model, not a curated record